CCCAACCCCACCUGACUCCCGCCAUGUGACUCUCUCAUUCUCUCACCUUCUUCUUCCCCUUCUUAUUUUAACCAUAAAUAAAAACUCCUCUCAACCAAAAUACUAUCCUUUCCCAUUUCUUCAAAAAAAACACCCAUCAAAUUAAAUGGCACCACCAAAACAUACCCUUCUUCUCUCCACACUCUUCUUAUUAUUACUCUCCAUCUCACGCGCCGACGUACCCACUACUGGCUUCUCACUCCAUCUCGCCACCGCCGCCGACAAUCCUGACUGGCCGCCGACAAUGUACUACGACGUGGUUGACAUGGGGGAAGAAAACGAUGGAAAUGAUAUGUCUAGUAGUGUCCGGAGAUCUUUGUUUUGGAAGAGGAUGAGAUACUAUAUUUCUUACGGCGCGUUAUCCGCUAAUAGAGUGCCGUGUCCUCCACGCUCCGGGAGGUCUUACUAUACUCAUGAUUGUUGGAAGGCUAGAGGACCAGCUUAUCCCUAUACUAGAGGUUGUUCUGCCAUUACUCGAUGCCGCCGGUGAUUAUGAUUGACGCCGCCGGUAGAAUGUAAUUUUAUCUUAAUUAAUUAAGUAGUACCACUGUAUUAGGUUAAUUAGAUUAUAAUGUUAUAUCUAUCUAUGGAAUGUAAUUUUAUAUUUUAACGAUAAAUUUACUCUACUUUUCAAUUAUCUUUUA
Molecule: messenger RNA, 683 nt
Organism: Erigeron canadensis
Lineage: Eukaryota; Viridiplantae; Streptophyta; Magnoliopsida; Asterales; Asteraceae
Product: protein RALF-like 34
Exons: 1
Coding region: 146-529 (127 amino acids)
Source: RefSeq, a predicted model, not a curated record